AUGCUCCCCUCCCUCGCCCACGGCCGCGCCGUGCACGCUCUCGCCGUCCGAUCCUGCGCUGCGUACGCCGACGCCUUCGUGGCCGCCGCGCUUGUGCAGAUGUACGCGAAGUGCGGCGACAUGGUUGCCUCUGUCAACGCGUACAAUGCGUUCGAGAAGCCGGACAUGGUCCUCCGGACUUCCGUGGUGACCGGGUACGAGCAGAACGGGAUGGCGGAGGAGGCACUGGAGUUCUUUGCAAGGAAUGUGGUUGGCCAGGGCGUCUUGCCAAGUCCAGUCACUCUUGUGAGUGUGGUCUCGGCAGCGGCUCAGUUCAGGGAUGUCCGAAAUGGGCAGGCCUGCCAUGCCUUUGUUCUCAGGAAUGGCUUUGAGUAUGACUUGGCUCUGGUGAAUGCUAUUCUUGCCUUUUACAUGAGGAAUGGAGCACCGCAAGAUGCCAGGAGGUUGUUCGAGGGAAUGACGGAGAGAGACGUCGUCACAUGGAGCUGUAUGGUCACAGGAUAUGUUCAAUUGGGAGACUCCUGUGAAGCAUUGAGCGUUUAUAAGAAAAUGGUUCAGGCUGGAAUGAAGCCAAAUUCAGUUACUGUGGUUAGUGUUGCGCAGGCUUGUUCGCUUGCUCUGGAUGUUGAAGAAGGUCAGAGUGUGCAUGACAUUGCUGUGAAGAUAGGGUGUGAACUUGAGAUGACAGUUGCAACUGCGCUGGUUGAUAUGUACAUGAAGUGCUCGUGCCAUGAGAAGGCAAUGCAGUUAUUUUGCCGGAUGCCAAAGAAAGAUGCAGUAGUUUGGGCAGCGGUCAUUAGUGGUCUUACCCAAAAUGGUCUCCCUGAUGAGUCGAUGCGAGUGUUCAAGUGCAUGUUGUUGGAUGGUCCUGUCCCUGACGCUGUCACUAUGGUGAAGGUACUAGCUGCAUGCUCGGAGUCUGGUGUUUUGCGUCAAGCCUUUUGUCUUCAUGGUUAUGUGGUUAACACUGGUUUCAGUGAUAAGAUAUUUGUGACAGCUGCACUUGUGGAUUUGUAUUCAAAAUGUGGGAACUUGGGUAGCGCUGUCAAGGUGUUUGAAAGUGCCACUGAAAAGGAUGUUGUGACAUGGAGCUCAAUGAUUGCAGGUUAUGGAGUCCAUGGCCUUGGGCAGCAUGCUGUUGCCUUGUAUCAAAGGAUGGUUGCCUCAUCAGUAAGACCUAAUAGCCAGACAUUUGUAUCUCUGUUAUCGGCUUGCAGCCACUCUGGACUUGUGCAGGAAGGAAAGUCCAUUUUUAAAAGCAUGACUCAGGUUUAUGGAAUUACGCCAAAUAUAGAGCAUCGUAGUGCCAUGGUUGAUCUCCUUGGCCGUGCCGGUGAAUUUCAUGAGGCUUCAGAGCUCCUUUAUGAAAUCGGUGGGACAGCUGAUGCUCAUACUUGGUGUGCCUUGCUUGCUGCCUGCAGAACACACCGUGCCACAGAUAUGAGUGAAGUGGUAUCUGCCAAACUGCUCAAGCUGGAUCCUGACCAUGUUGGCUACUAUAAUCUCUUGACCAAUAUAUAUGCAUAUGAUGAAAAGUGGGACAGUGUAAAAGAGACUAGAGGCAUUAUCAGAGACAAAGGUUUGAAAAAAGUGCCAGGUAUUAGUGCAGUAGAGGUCAAUAAUGUAAUGCACACAUUCACAGCUGGGGAGAGGUCACACCAAGAUUGGAAGAAGAUUUCUACAUUGCUCUGGGAGUUGUCACCAAAGUUGAGAGGCGAUGAUUGUUUCUUUCAGUUGGACACUCGUAUGGUAUUUUCAGAUUUGUGAUCUUCUCUGAAUUGAAAAUACUGUCUUUACCCGCAAAAAAGAAAAAGAAAACACUGUCUUCGAAUGCCUUUCACUUGCUGGUGGGUUUCUAGAAGAGUGUGACGAACAGACAACAUAUGUUAGGUAAUAAUUUCAAUUUAUAACAAAAAAAGUUUCAUAAUAGCCAAUUGCAACCUAGUUUUGCACUAAUUGUAACAUUUUGUAUGUAGUAUAGACACUUCAAGAAGUGUAUAGCUGUAUUUCUCUUCAUAUAAAGAUCAGCUGAGUACGUUUUGUGGAUUUCUCAACUUAUUGAUGGUCAGAGCAUGGAAACCUUGUACUAUGAUUAAAGAAGCUC
This is a messenger RNA of Lolium rigidum, 2104 nucleotides long. Its product is annotated as putative pentatricopeptide repeat-containing protein At3g01580. Lineage: Eukaryota; Viridiplantae; Streptophyta; Magnoliopsida; Poales; Poaceae. The record is from RefSeq and is a predicted model, not a curated record. The transcript has a single exon. Gene Ontology annotation, molecular function: RNA binding; protein binding. Bases 1 to 1767 code for a protein of 588 amino acids. Gene Ontology annotation, biological process: RNA modification.